CAUGGUCAAGUCAUUGGUGUUGAGGAUGGCGAGGUGACAGUCGAGUCCGACGGUACCCAAAUCGUUGCUCAAGUCGACGCGAUCAAGGUGGUGGCGCCUGUGGUGGCUCUACUUCUGCAGCAUGUCGCGCUCGACACGAGCGAGUGGAGUUCUACGGACUUCGACAACAUGCAGGCGGCCAUACUAUCGAGGGUAUUGGGAGGAGGGAAUAACGAGGGAAGCCGGUCUAUCAGCUGUAUACUUAGUGGACUGAUCGACGAACAGAAUCAUCCCGAGCCGUCUGCAAUCUGCAAGUGGGUGGAUCCUCAUUCGGGAUCAGAGACACAAUUUCCUCUCCAACACGCGGUCGACUACGCCUUCUACAUCGACGGUGAAGCCGGUGGCGCGCCGGCGGCACUUGGCGAAUCGUUUUGCCGCGCACACGACGAAUAUGUGGUGUCCACCGGUACACAAGAGGUACAAUGCCAAUCUGCCAAUACCGAGUCAUGUGAACUUUUCAACCCCUUCAACGAUGAUGACGACGGUUUUCCAGAUGCAUCGGACCCGAACGCCAGACCGGUUCCAGCCACUGUGCAAGCAGCAGGAUCAAAACGCAGCCAAUCCCUCCAUGGUACCAGUGUGGAAGUUGCUGAGUCUCCACACCAAAGACGCCGUACCACAGAGGCCACUGAUUCUCUCCACAAGGAUGCCCUGAUUGUAGCGAGGCUAAGUCACGACUCCGAACUACUCGACCGUUUCCUGAACCUUCGUGAGCAGUCCAGGACUCAAGCGUCCAGUGCAUCAGCAGAUGAUGAAGAACAACAACCGCUACCACCAUUGGCGUCGCCGUGCAAGGCCAAGAGCACGACCAAGAAGUACAAGUAUGCGUUUUCGCCACUUCGAGAGCGCCAGGAAGUUCACGACAAGCUAACAUCGGAGCGCCACAGAGGUAAGGACCGUGAUACUUAUGUGCAUGGUCAGAUCCGAUCCGGUGCCCUGCUUUGCAAGUCUCUCCCCGGCGUGUUGACUCGCGCGUACGACUACCAGUUUGGCAGUGAAGGUCUCUCGAUAAUGCACUUCAGCUUUAUGGACAGAAAGAAACGUAUGGAGUGGAUAGACUCGGGCAGUGCCAAUUUCUCGAACUUUUCGGCGACAGCGGACGUCGAACCAGCUCCAGCAGCCACCAGCAUCAACGACGUUGUUGGUGCGGUGCGCGUU
Molecule: messenger RNA, 1197 nt
Organism: Phytophthora sojae
Lineage: Eukaryota; Oomycota; Peronosporomycetes; Peronosporales; Peronosporaceae
Exons: 1
Source: RefSeq, a predicted model, not a curated record